Messenger RNA from Saxophila tyrrhenica, 627 nucleotides. RefSeq lists its product as uncharacterized. The transcript has a single exon. Gene Ontology annotation, cellular component: dynactin complex. Gene Ontology annotation, biological process: cytoskeleton-dependent cytokinesis. Lineage: Eukaryota; Fungi; Ascomycota; Dothideomycetes; Mycosphaerellales; Extremaceae. The record is from RefSeq and is a predicted model, not a curated record. Bases 1 to 627 code for a protein of 208 amino acids.
AUGACGACCAGCAAAGCCGUGUCAGCCGACACACUGUCACUGCUGGAAACGCGCCUCCAACGACUGGACUACCUCCUCAACGGCGACACUGGACCAUCAGAGGAAACAACAACAUCUCGACAACACCAUGGAUCGGCCGCAGCACGUCUACGUGUAUUAGAACGCUCCCUGCAAUCCCUUGCAACCAAAUCACCAACCGUCAACGAAAUACUCUUCCUCCAAAAGCACCACCCAGACCUCUUCACCACCUCCUCCCCCUCAACCAUCCCCUCAACCCUCCCAACAACCUCCCUAGCAAGCCUCGUCCUCGCCCACGAAAACCUCUACCGCACCACCUCAACCCACCUAACCCACCUCCAAGACCUCACCAUCCCGGACCCGGCCCCAACAUCCAAACUCAUCGACCUCCGCCCCCGGAUCGACGCGGCGCGGACCAAGCAGCUGGAGCAGGCGAAGGAGGUCGCGGAGCUAAGGGCCCGCAGUGCGCGGGCGGUGGAGGCGUGGUAUGAGGGUGGGGUGUUGGGGAUGGAUGAGCAGUGGGCGGAGUGGGAGGAGAGGUUGCGGGAGGCGGAGAUUCUUGUGCGGAGGAGGGAGGCGGGGAGGAGGAGGGAGGAGGGGGUGGUUUGA